Pecten maximus is the source of this 2734-nucleotide messenger RNA. Its product is annotated as protein TFG-like. Gene Ontology annotation, biological process: endoplasmic reticulum to Golgi vesicle-mediated transport; COPII vesicle coat assembly. Gene Ontology annotation, cellular component: endoplasmic reticulum exit site. NCBI's taxonomy places the organism in Eukaryota, Metazoa, Mollusca, Bivalvia, Pectinida, Pectinidae. Gene Ontology annotation, molecular function: identical protein binding. Bases 162 to 1532 code for a protein of 456 amino acids. The record is from RefSeq and is a predicted model, not a curated record. The transcript has 8 exons.
AAGGUAUCUCAAACUGAUGAUUACCAAAAUAUAACAAGCAUAAAUGUUUUAUUAUUAUUUGUGAUUUAAGCGACCCCGCCACAUCUGACAGUGACGAAUUUUUAGGAAACCGGCAAGAAAAAAUAAAGGUUUAGUUUUAGGGUUGAUUUUAAUAUCUAGAAAUGGACUUAAGCGGGAAGUUGAUAAUAAAAGUCCAGUUGGGUGAGGAUAUACGAAGGAUCCCCAUACACAACGAGGACAUCACCUAUGACGAGUUGUUACUUAUGAUGCAGAGAGUAUACCGGGGUAGACUCUCCAGUACCGACGAUAUCACUAUCAAGUACAUGGAUGAAGACAAGGACCUUAUCACAAUAUUUGAUGACUCUGACCUGACAUUUGCUAUUCAGUGCAGUAGGAUCUUAAAAAUUACAUUAUUUGUAAAUGGACGGCCUCGGCCCCUAGAAACAGAUGAAGUAAAAUUAAUAAAGAAGGAACUGCAGCAUGUUCGUGACACUGUCAACCACCUACUGGACCGAUUAGAACCACAAGGGGAGAUAACUAGUUCAGGGGAGGCAUCAGUCAAAGAUGAGCCAAUGGUGACAGAGAGUGGGAGAAAUCAGGCCACCGUAUCAGCUUCAGGAUCAACACCAGUGAAUGCUCAGCAGGGGAAGGAGUUUGACCCACUCUCCUCUCAACGGUCAACAGAUGAAUCCCAACAGAACAAAGUCAUGUCUUCAUUUGGUCUACCUGGCCAGGACAGGUCUGGGACACCGGAUAGUUUAUCUAGUAUUGGAUCAUCAUCCAGUAACCAAUUAAAGGCCCAACAGCAACAGGCCCAGCAACUUCUUCAACAACAGGCACAGCAGCAACAACAACAGCAACAACAACAACAACAACAACAACAGCAACAACCACCAGCACCUUCACCUGCCACUAGUGAUGCCAAUGCAUCUAGUUCAGCAUUUGUUGCUCCCCAACCACCCCAGGCCCCGACCCAGACACAAGUUAGUCCAUCACCGCAGCACCAGAUGUACCAUGGUGGCCCGACCCCUCAACAACAACAUCCUGGACAACCAAGUUUCCAAACCCCCCAACCAGGUUAUUCUGCUGCAGCCUCUUCCAGUUCUGCACCCGGCCAGCAACCUGGAAGUAACACUUACCCACAGGCUGCUCCAGUUGUAGGCUAUGCAGCUGGGGGACCUGGACAACAGCAGCGCCCACAACAGCCUCAACAAUUACCUGCCCAAGGUAUUCCCGGUCAGCCAGGCUUUUCUCAGCAGUCUGGUUCCUUCCCUUACCAGUAUGGCAAUCAGCAGCCCAUGCCUCAGCCAGGUGUUGCCCCUGGUCCGUCACAGGGUGCUCCAUGGAAUCAACCUCCGGGGGGAUACCAAAGCUACACUGGUCAACCACAACCUUCAGGGGCCCCCACCAGCUCUCCCUCUGGGACUCCUGGAUCAGCUAGCCCUUCAAAUCCCUAUGCACGAGGGACAGGCCAGGGAUAUGGGGCUGGUUACCCUAAACCUACCCAGGGCUACUCACAAGGCUACAAGUGAUGUAACACACGACAAAGCAUUAUGUUUCAUUCCUCCUCUGUCACAAUGAUGUGAUGUCGGCCAUAUUGGGAGAUCUUUUUCCUUCAUGUAUCAACUGCUGCUGAUUUGGCACUCGGUUACUUCUCUUCACUGAUCGUUUAGUGAAAUACAAUUUGUAGCCCAAGACAUUAGUUAUGAUAAAUGUUGUCAGGCUGUGGUUAAAGAUUUAACAAUUUGACUUGCUAUUGAUACUCUGUCAUUAUAGUGAAAAUGUAUCAAAAUUGGCAAAAAUUUCACAUCAUUUCUAAAUUCUAACACAGCAAACCAAAUUCAGUUGGAUCAUCUGAGUGUAAGGUGAGGAGAGCAUUAUAGACCUACUUCUGUAUCAUCCAGUAAUUGGGAUCUCUCCGAGUCAGAUGGAAACAGUUAAUAUUUAUGGUACAGUUGCCUAUUUUAACUAUGUCAAUGUAUGCUACAGAUGUAUAUGUUACUCAGCAACAUUUUAUUCUAUUUAAUCAACUGUUUAGCCCACUGUCAUCAGAUGGUGAGCUGUUAAAUCACCUGUGGCCCUUCACCUCUCAUCAGUAAAAUGUUUAUAUUUGGAAUUGAUCCCUAAAAGUCUUAUUUUGUCAGGUAAAAUAUGUCAAAACAUAAUCAAAAUGAAUGACUAAAACGUACAGUAAAGAUCAACCUCACAUAGAACCAAUAAAUAUCAUACAAUAGUGGGCACUACGAUCCUUCUGGGAUCUCUUGCAGUAGUCCAAUCUUGUUUUGGGUCUUUUUUUUUCUUGUGAAUUAAUUUGUCUCUCCUUGUUUUACUGUUGAAUCUGUUACCUACACAAGUCACAAACUUGGUCUUUAAUUUCUAGUAAAAACAUUCAAUGUUAAUGUGCAAUAAACUAUCUAAUGAUCAUAAAGAAACAUCAAGUAUGUAUAUAUGUAAGAAUGUAUUGCAUACAAACGCUUGGUUUUCCUUUCUAGAAUGUAAUAUAUUAUACGGUAACUCCUGUGAUUUUAUACCAAUAUGAAGACAUUGUUCAUUAGUACAUGUCCAUGCGACUUUUUGUAAAUUACUUGCAUAGCAUUGAUCAAACUAGACUUUGUCUCUUCUGUGUUGUACAAAAGGUUCAUUGUCUUGUAUGCAUCGAGCAAAGGACAGUGUCUGUAUGUGCUGUAUAAAGGUUUGCUAUGUGUUGUACAAGACUUGGACGGAGAGAAAAUUG